This is a messenger RNA of Hyaena hyaena (striped hyena), 1759 nucleotides long. It is a transcript of the gene MRPL54, whose product is annotated as mitochondrial ribosomal protein L54. Gene Ontology annotation, molecular function: structural constituent of ribosome. Bases 28 to 444 code for a protein of 138 amino acids. Gene Ontology annotation, cellular component: mitochondrial large ribosomal subunit. The record is from RefSeq and is a predicted model, not a curated record. NCBI's taxonomy places the organism in Eukaryota, Metazoa, Chordata, Mammalia, Carnivora, Hyaenidae. The transcript is spliced from 3 exons.
UGCACGUGCGGGCAGCCGGCAUACGUCAUGGCGGCCAGGUGCCUCUUCGGGGCUACGCGGACCUGGGCCACCUGGGCGGCCCGAGACCUCCCGGUCCCUGUCGAGCCGGGGAGACUCCUUGUACGGGGUUAUGCCAAGAGACCGGUCAUGAAGGGGGGCAAAGGUGGCAAAGGCGGUGCGGUCAGCGAGGCCCUGAAGGACCCAGACGUAUGCACAGACCCUGUCCGACUCACCACACAUGCCAUGGGCGUCAACAUCUACAAGGAGGGCCAGGACGUGGUCCUGAAGCCAGACGAGGAGUACCCUGAGUGGCUGUUCCAGAUGAACACGGGCCCCCCCAAGAAGCUGGAGGAGCUGGACCCCGAGACCCGGGAGUACUGGCGGCUGCUGCGGAAACACAACAUUUGGCGUCACAACCGAUUGAGCAAGAACCGGAAGUUCUAGCGGGGACGGGCCCAGGCCACCCCGACCCGGCAGGGACCUCACCAGGCCCUGAAGGAGGAUCCCGGAGGCACAUGAUUUUCCUGGAGAAAGCAGUUUCCUGAGAACAGAGGGGGUCCCCAGAGUGACGCCGGGCCCUGGGUGCCGCUGGGUGCCGUCCGCCGCUGGAGCCAGGAGGCAGGCAGGCAGGGGGCACCUCCGGCCUCGGGGUUCCGCGCCCUCAGCCUCCACCCUGGCAGGAGACAUAACUUUCUUGGUUGUAAGCGACUCAACUCUGCUCCAGGCUACCUGAGACCUCCCGAAACCAAGGCGUCCGGGGUGGGCGCUGGCCUUGGGGACGUCAGUGUCUUCCAUCUCUGGGUCCCCGUAGCCCCAGGGGCUAGUUCCCUUGGACAAGAGCAGCUCCAGGACUCCCGGCUGCAGCCCCCUACCCAGUUUAGCAAACCCAGCCAGAGGGGAGGGGCUUCCUUUCUUGCCCAAGUCACGUGUUAUCCGCACUGGUCAGUCACUGGAAAGAGCCGGGGCCUGGGGCUCCCCACCACCCUCCUGUCCACCUGCCUGGCACCCGGGUCUCAGGCUCCCCCGCCCCUCCCUCCUCAGCCCCACCCCCCCAGGAAGUGCAUCCUGGAUUCUUGAACACCGUGAACCUGACCCCCAGACUGGGAACCCCAGCUCCCAGCAGCGCUAACCCCUGCCCUGCCUGGGGCCCCGGGGCGAGGCCAGGCCUUGCGGGGCGUGGAGAGGGGGUGGGGUGAGGGCCCCACGUGGGCGCUGGACCCGGGCCCUCCAGGCUCCUCUGCUUGUCUAGCUGGGUGGGCGGGGCUGGGGACUAACUCUGUCCCAGGAAGGCGGGAGGCCUCAUCCUCUUAGGAAGACUGCCAAGCGGAUUACUCGCCCUCCCUGGGGGCCCAGCCCAGAGCAGGCGGAGGGUCCCAACCCUCCCGGGGUCCCCUUGGCUCUCAGGGUAAAAACAAAGUUGUAGCAGCCACAAAGCCUUGCCAGGCCUGCCUCCUGGCCCCUCCCUGCGGGCGCCUCACUGCUCCAGCCACAGGGGCCUCCUGGUGGUUCCUCCCUCACACCUGCCCCAGGGCCUUUGGAUGUGCUGUUCCCUCUGCCUGGGUGCCUCUUCCCCCCAGGUGUUCCCAUGGCUCCCUCUUUCGUCUCCUACAGUUCCAUGAUGUCACCUCCCAGAGGCCCCCGACCACCCCGUUAAACCACAGUCCUGACUUGCACUCUAGGCUGCCUCUUCCGGUUUUGUUUCCUCCCAGCACUCACAGCCAGCUGGUGUUUUCCGUGUGUACGUAUUUAUUUAAUUGUG